AUGCCCACCAACAUCAACGACAGGCCUAGCCUGAAAUCAUGUAGUUCCCUUUCCCAGGCCCAGUUGGAUUGCGCUCAUGAGACCCCAGAAUUACCGUUUGAUACCUCAUGCGAGGAAUCCCUUCUUUGUACAGAGCAAGCGAACUCGGUAUCGGACUCUGGCUCGGACUCAGAAUCCGACCGCGGGCUUGACUCACAUUCGGAGUACGGCUCGCAUUCAGAUACAGCACCUACAGUCAUCGAUCAUGGUGUUAACCAUACCGUCGUUGAUCUUGAAAACCAAUGCUUGCAGUCGGGCGAUAUAGCUAAUGAAGAUAAGAAGGCUGAUCAGCAAGCGUCUUCUACGCCUUGGAAGCAUUUUGAGGACAGCCACCCAUACGUUGCGCCCAAACUUAACCGGUGGACCACGCUUUUUACCUGGUUUACGCCUUACAGGCAGUUGUUCGUCUUGAUAUUCGGUAUAAAUCUGAUCGGGGUAAUUAUGGUGCUAUCGGGUCAUUGGGGGUGGGGGAAGAAUCACGCAACACCGUUAGUGGUAGGGAAUAUUCUGAUAGCCAUUGCCAUACGCAGCGAAUGGGUUCUUCGCUUUCUCUAUUGGGUGGCUGUCAAAACGUUUCGUCCAAGCUUAUAUCCUCUAUGGCUUCGAGUUAAAGUUGUUGGGAUUCUUUAUCACAUUGGUGGAGUGCAUAGCGGAUGCGGGCUGUCUGCCUUGCUUUGGCUUGCUGUAGCUUCCAGCGAUCAGUUCCAACACGCAAAUCUGCACCCUACCAGUUCUUUAGUUGCCCUUGGCAUCUGUCUGGCCUGCGUCACCCUCACCUGCUUGUCUGCUUUCCCUGUUGUUCGUGGACGUUUUCACAAUUGGUUCGAAAUUAUCCAUCGUUUCGUGGGCUGGAUCGGAAUCGUUUCCACUGUGUUCUAUGUUGUCUUAGAAUCCAUGUGGGACGUAGGGGAACAGCGUUGGGACCCGAGAGCCUCCAAACUGAUAAUAAAACCCGAGCUAUGGUUUUUGGUCACAAUUCUGAUAACGAUUGGUUUCUCGUGGAUCACAAUUGCGAAAGUUCCUGUCACAGUUUAUACGAGUUCAGACAAAGCAUCAGUCAUAAGAGUCCCCGGGGGCUUGACUUCUGGAUUGCAUACACGGAUAUCAGUAGGUGGUUUGCGCGAAUGGCACAUAUUUGGGUCGAUCAGCGAGGGAAAAAAUGCCGAGUACCAUUAUAUUGUAGCCGCCGUACAAGGAGAAUUCACAAAAAUGUUGAACGUCGACAAGCCGGUUACGCUAUAUACAAAACGAUGGAAGCCGUGCGGUCUUCCCUACUUCUCUCGACUUUUCAAGCGUGGACUUGCCAUGUGCACAGGCUCUGGGAUCGGAGCAGUCGCUUCGACAUGCAUCCAACAUGAAUCUUGGUUCCUGAUCUGGAUUGGUCCCAAUUUGGAAAAAACCUACGGCAAGGAAAUCAUGCAACUCAUAUGCGACCGAAUCCCAGAGCACCGCCGGUUGAUAUGGGAUACACGGGGACCAUUGGGACGACCCGAUGUUGUUCGGCUCCUACACAAUACUCACCUAUAUUGGGAAGCUGAAGUGACGUUGUUCGUCGGCAGUCCGGAAAUGAACAACAAUGUUCUCCAGAGCUGUCGGGCACUGAAAACACCGGUCUUUGGCUCUAUCUGGGACGCAUGA
Molecule: messenger RNA, 1677 nt
Organism: Puccinia triticina
Lineage: Eukaryota; Fungi; Basidiomycota; Pucciniomycetes; Pucciniales; Pucciniaceae
Exons: 11
Coding region: 1-1677 (558 amino acids)
Source: RefSeq, a predicted model, not a curated record